Penicillium soppii is the source of this 546-nucleotide messenger RNA. RefSeq names its product GNAT family N-acetyltransferase. Lineage: Eukaryota; Fungi; Ascomycota; Eurotiomycetes; Eurotiales; Aspergillaceae. The record is from RefSeq and is a predicted model, not a curated record. The transcript has a single exon. Gene Ontology annotation, molecular function: acyltransferase activity, transferring groups other than amino-acyl groups. The coding region runs from base 1 to 546 and encodes 181 amino acids.
AUGGCAUCUUCUGUCUCGAGACUGCAACACAAAAGUUGGACCAAUGGGUCUUACUUAAUCUCAACCGAUACAUCCUUGAUCCCUGUUCCGACAUUGAACGCAUGGUUCGCAAGCGACGAUUGGUACUGGGCAAAGGCGAUACCAGAGCAAGUCUUGCAUGAAACCUUACAGCAGUCUCUUUGUUUUGGCAUGUAUCAUGAGUCAGACGAGGCCUCUAAAGAGUCAGAGUUCAUGGGUUUCGCGAGAUGUAUCACAGACUUCACGACAUUCAUUUACCUCACGGAUGUUUAUGUGCUACCUUCGCACCAAGGCCGUGGGCUAGGAAAAUGGCUUAUGAAAUGCGUGCAGGAAGUUAUUGAGUCCAUGCCAUAUCUUAGACGGUCAUUGUUGUUUACGGAAGAUUGGAAACGAUCCGUGCCUUUCUAUAAGGAUCUUUUGGGUAUGGAUUUGCUUCAAAGCAAGCCGCCAACUGAUGAAAGUGAGGGUGAAGGAUUGGCUGUUCUAAUGCGGAAAGGCAAAGGCAACCCUGGCUACCAGGAGACUUGA